Messenger RNA from Benincasa hispida (wax gourd), 1539 nucleotides. RefSeq names its product S-adenosyl-L-methionine-dependent methyltransferases superfamily protein. Gene Ontology annotation, molecular function: tRNA (adenine(58)-N1)-methyltransferase activity. NCBI's taxonomy places the organism in Eukaryota, Viridiplantae, Streptophyta, Magnoliopsida, Cucurbitales, Cucurbitaceae. Gene Ontology annotation, biological process: tRNA methylation. The record is from RefSeq and is a predicted model, not a curated record. Gene Ontology annotation, cellular component: nucleus; tRNA (m1A) methyltransferase complex.
GAUUUAAAACUAUUGACACUUUUUCUUAAAAAAAAAAAAAAAACGGAAGAAAAAAAGAAAAAAAUAGAAAACCCUAAGCCCACCACAACGGUCUAUUUCUCUUUCUUUCCCUUCUCGUUAAACCAGCCUAACACCCCCGUCUGUGAGUUUCUCCUUCCAGCCGCCGCCGAAACCCGCAAGUACGAAGCAGUGGUGGGAGUUAACUUCCGGCGUUGCCUCCCCAUCGUUUCUUACCCACUUACGGCGCCGGUGGUGCGGCACUCACAGCCCGACCCUCUCUUCCGGCGCUUUUUCUCCUUCGUUUUUCUUUCUUCCCGUACCAGCCGCCACCAGCUUCCAUCUUCCUCCUCGCCGGUGAUUGUGUUCCCUCUGUAGCAACAGAACGCGAAACCCCCUACUCCAAAUUCCACUCCGUAGAAGUUGAUAUUCUUGAUUCUUAAUGAGCUUUUGAAGACCAAGGAUGUUGCCAACUGAUGAGUUGAAAAAGAUAUCUUUCACCCGUUCUAUAAGGGAUGGAGAUUUAGUCAUUGUAUAUGAGAGACAUGAUAUCAUGAAGGCUGUGAAAGUAUGUGAAGGGUCAACACUUCAGAAUAGGUUCGGUGUGUUUAAACAUACAGAUUGGAUUGGAAAGCCAUUUGGGUCCAAGGUGUUGAGUAACAAAGGUGGAUUUGUUUACCUGUUAGCUCCAACUCCUGAAUUAUGGACUUUGGUUCUAAGCCACAGAACACAGAUUCUAUACAUUGCAGAUAUUAGCUUUGUAAUUAUGUUCUUAGAAGUAGUUCCUGGCUGUUUAGUUCUAGAAUCAGGGACAGGCAGUGGAUCGUUGACAACGUCGUUAGCUAGGGCUGUAGCACCUACUGGACAUGUCUAUACGUUUGAUUUUCAUGAACAGAGAGCUUCCUCGGCGAGAGAGGAUUUUGAGAAGACUGGCUUGACAAGCCUUGUCACUGUGGGGGUUAGAGAUAUUCAAGGUCAGGGCUUUCCUGAAGAGUUUGUUGGAUUGGCAGAUUCAGUUUUCUUGGAUCUACCUCAACCUUGGUUGGCCAUCCCUUCAGCUGAGAAAAUGCUGAAACAAGAUGGCGUAUUAUGCUCCUUCUCUCCGUGUAUCGAGCAAGUUCAGCGUUCAGCAGAAACUCUUCGAUCUAAGUUUACAGAUAUAAGGACAUUUGAGGUAUUGCUUCGGACAUACGAAGUUAAGGAAGGUAGAACAGAGAGUAACCAGGUUGAUGGAGGUGGUUCUGUUGAGCUUCCUCCAUGUAAGAGGCGGCUGAGAUCCAAGGAAUCAGAUGACAUGAACGAUGAUUCUAGUACGAUGGUCAUGGUUAGGCCGUGUAGUGAGGCCAGAGGUCACACCGGUUAUCUAACAUUCGCAAGACUUAGGUGCCUGUCUUAACAAAAAUAUAGUUCAUUUUUCUAGCAAAUUGGAAGUUUUGUAUUCUUUUUCAUCAUUCUGGUACCUUGACACUCAUUUCAGAUUGUUCAAUAGUUUUGUUUAUAUUCUUCUUUCUCAUCUUGAUAUCACCACUCAAUUUAAAGUAA